This is a messenger RNA of Acaulospora morrowiae, 564 nucleotides long. The record is from the annotation of a GenBank genome assembly. Lineage: Eukaryota; Fungi; Glomeromycota; Glomeromycetes; Diversisporales; Acaulosporaceae.
AUGGUUCGCCAAUUGUUUUCCACCAGCCCACCAACGUUAUCACCUUUAAGAUGGAAUCGUAAUGAAAUUGAGAGGAAUCGAAUAUGUUCUUCAUUCCCUCGCACCAGAGAUAUCGCCAUCUACAUCUCAGGAGCCUUGUUUGCCAUAGGGUGGUGGGCAUUCGUAGACGCCAUAGUAUACACGACAAUCAACAAAACCACACCAUUUGAUAAUAUCACCGUUUUGGAUUGGAUUUCUGGAAUCAUAACAACCAUUGGAAUGUUAAUUGUCGGCUCGAUUGAUAAAACCAUUUUCUCAGAUGAAAUUUACACCUAUUCGGUCUCAAAGAAAACAUUCUGGAAAGUCAGAUUGAUGUUAUUCUUAGGGUCUACAUUGUUGGCGGGAGGACUACUCUGUUCGUUGACCGUGUUUACCAUCAAAUAUAUACUGACAGAUGCAAGGAUGGAACUAUUUUAUUUCGGAGUUGCUGUGGUGGUUCAGAAUGUUUGCGUUUUUAUGAGUUCGAUCGUUCUACUGAUCGGUCAAAGGGCAACCAAGGAUACCGAAUAUAGUCUUCUUUCAUAA